Messenger RNA from Spodoptera exigua (beet armyworm), 2085 nucleotides. The record is from the annotation of a GenBank genome assembly. Lineage: Eukaryota; Metazoa; Arthropoda; Insecta; Lepidoptera; Noctuidae.
CACGACCGCGCGCCACGUCGCACGCGUCCCGCGCCACGCACCCCAUACGCGUAAACACGACAACGAAGUAGCGUGCGCGAAAGCGAAACUCAAAACAAAAAUACAAAAAAAUUAAAAAACUUCGUCGUCAACGGUGAAAGUGAGAGGGACGUGCGUGCGGCGAUCGCGUAAAUACGCGGUGCGCAAAAAGUGCCGCCGUCAGUGAAACUAGUGAAAAGUUUUUUCGCCGCGUACGGGGGACCACCCCUCAGCGCCGGAAAAAAUCGGCCCCUCGCGUCCCUCGCCCGCCCGCCGCCGAACUUUUCAUUCACCGGGGAAAAAAGUGUGGCAAGGCCGCCGUGACGUCACCGCGUCAAGUGGCCACGCGCUCGUUCCCUAGCAACGUGUUGUCACGUCUCAUCAUCGUCCCUUCUUGUUAAACUUAAGACAGUGUUUGAGUGCAGUCAACUUGUUGGCCUAGUGUGUGACUAUGUUAUUGGUGUGUGACGAUGGUGUUCGGUGGGUGUGAGCGCCGGUGACGGGGUAGUGUCAUGUAGCAGUGGCUGAAGCCAGUAGACUCUAUGUGUAGUACGCAGCGCGCGCGGGUGUCGAGGAUGCACCUGACGGGCGCCAGCAGCGGCGCCGUGUCGCCCGACACCAGCUCCACACUACUGCACGAGACCUACACGAAGAUGACAUCCGAUAUCCUCGCGGAACGAACACUUGGCGACUUCUUGUCGGAGCAUCCAGGGGAGCUGGUGCGGACGGGCAGCCCUCACUUCGUGUGUACUGUGUUACCUCCUCAUUGGCGAUCUAACAAAACUCUUCCCGUGGCGUUCAAAGUGGUAGCUCUAGGUGACGUGGGAGACGGUACGUUGGUGACGGUCAGAGCUGGUAACGACGAGAACUGCUGCGCUGAACUGAGGAACAGUUCGGCAGUGAUGAAGAACCAGGUCGCCAAGUUCAACGAUUUGAGAUUCGUCGGCCGCAGCGGUCGCGGUAAAUCGUUUACACUAACGAUAACCGUAUCAACGACGCCGCCGCAAGUGACGACAUACAACAAAGCAAUCAAAGUGACGGUGGACGGGCCAAGGGAACCUCGCUCUAAAACCAGACAGCAGCAGCAGUUCCACUUCGCAUUCGGACAGCGGCCGUUCCCGUUCCCUCCCGACCCUCUGGGAGGGUUCCGAAUGCCACCUAUCACUACAUGUCAGAAUAUGAGUCAAUUCGGUCUAAGUUCGAGUAACUCCCACUGGGGGUAUGGUGGCGCUGGCGCAUAUCCAGCGUACUUACCGUCUUGUGCAGCGCCAGCAGCAUCACAGUUCAAUCCCCCAGCGUUGGGCUUCGCUGGUACUGUUCCUGAUCAGACGCCCACGCAAGAUUUUACUGCUAAUAAUACAGUUCUACCAGACACGACAGGCGUUGACCUAGACCAGCAACUAUCAGGCCUCGUCGGCUCCUCCCCAUCACACCACGGCAGCCUCCUACCUCGUUACAACAACAACACCGACUACAGCCUCUCGACGGGCCCCCGGUCACUCAGCGACAACAGCUCACAGCCCGAGUCACCCGUACAGGACGAUUUGCUCACUUCAAACACAUCAACAAACAUCGGCCACAAUCACACAAACAGCUCAAACUUCCCGUCGCUAAUGGGAUCACAGAACACUUCGUACGGCGGCAGCAACUGUAACAACUCGCUGUACCCCGUCCUCCCAGCCAGCUUGUUGUACAGCCAAUUGUAUACCGCAGCCAACCAGACACACAACUUCCAUCCGCUGCACUCCAACUCGAUACACUCCACGCAAAAUCACCAUAACGAACUACAAACUAUGAUGGACCAGAUAUCGUCUACUACGAACAAUCACAGACAACACGGCAAUCAUGGACAAGACCUGCUCCUAGGCGGAGGGAACUCCUGUGCGGCGGCGGCGGCUAGGGGAGAGGACGGACGGGUGAAUAAUCUCGGACAAAGAGGUAAUCCGCAGCCAGACAGUAACACGGUGUGGCGACCCUACUAAACAAAGUGAUGUUCCUUUUAUUGCACCCAUAUGAACAAUAUGUGUUUGUAGAUAUAUCGUCUGUGUCGAUACCUCGGGUAAACCA